Harpia harpyja (harpy eagle) is the source of this 902-nucleotide messenger RNA. RefSeq names its product mannose-P-dolichol utilization defect 1 (gene MPDU1). Gene Ontology annotation, biological process: oligosaccharide biosynthetic process. NCBI's taxonomy places the organism in Eukaryota, Metazoa, Chordata, Aves, Accipitriformes, Accipitridae. The record is from RefSeq and is a predicted model, not a curated record.
UGAGAGCGGCGGCCAAUGGGCGCGCCGGGGUGGGGGCGGCGCAGGCGCAGUGCGGGGGACAAGGGGACGGGCCAAUGGCUGCUGGGGGCCGGCCAAUCGCCGCGCCGGGCCGCGCAUGCGCCCGGCCUGCCGCACCCGGAAAAACGGCGGCGGCCCGCCAUGGAGGCGCUGCGCGGCUGGCUCGUCCCGCUCCUCCUGCCCGAGCGCUGCUUCGACGAGCUCUUCCUGCGGCUGCACCUGCUGCACGUGCCGUGCCUCAAAAUCCUCCUCAGCAAAGCGCUCGGUUACGCCAUCGUCGCCGGCUCCGUCAUGGUGAAGCUGCCGCAGGUACUGAAGGUGGUGGGGGCCCGGAGCGGGGCCGGGCUGAGCGUCCCGGCCGUGCUGCUGGAGCUGCUGGCCCUGGGGGGGACGGUGGCCUACGGCUGCGCCCGCGCCUUCCCCUUCAGCGCCUGGGGGGAAGCACUCUUCCUCCUCCUACAGACACUGACCAUCGGCUUCCUCAUCCAGCACUUCGGGGGGCACACGGGGCGAGGGCUGCUGUUUGUGGCAGGUUAUGGGGUGCUGCUGGGUGCCCUCCUCUCCCCCCACGCCCCGCCCGGCCUCGCCACCCUCCUGCAGGCAGCAAAUCUGCCCAUCAUCAUCCUCAGCCGGCUGCUGCAGGCGGCCACCAACUACCGUCAGGGCCACACAGGGCAGCUCUCGGGGGUCUCCACCACCCUCCUGUGGGGGGGGGCCCUGGCCCGCGUCUUCACCUCCCUCCAGGAGACAGGGGACGUGCUGCUGGCCCUGACCUUCGUCGCCUCGGCCGCCUGCAACGGGCUCCUGCUGGCCCAGCUGCUCUACUACAGGGGGGCCUCCGCCCCCCACCCCAAGGGGGACUGAGACGCCCCCCCCCCCGGACU